AUGCGUUUCGUUCUCCUUGCCACAGUGGCAGUCAAUGUCCUGCUCGUAACAGCAAAUGCAUCCGCUGAGGCUGAAGCCGAGACAGCGUUCCUUGAGACGGAUGCAUUCGCAUCCGAGGCGAACGUUGAGAGAGACACAGAUGCUGCGUUGCUUGAAGCAGUAGCAACAGCCUUCCUAGACCGACGAGACCCCGAACCUGAACCAGAAGCCCUCCCAGCCGCAAAGGUGGUGACCAAACAGCCCAGCAAAAACAAUGUGUAUAGCAAUUGCCCGGCGUCUUGCCCUGCACCUCUGCGAGCAGCGUUCGCUCCGUUCGCAUCUUGGCAAUUAGCGAAGGAUUACUGCGCUGCUGUCGCAAAGGGGACCUGCACAGAUAACCCCCGCUUCAAAGCCUUCAACAAAUCCCUGAUCAGAGACUCCCGGCAAUUCUGCUGCUGCAUUGCCAAACCCAGUGUCCCUCCUCCAACUAUCCCCACGACCCCAGGCAAUAACACAAACACCACUAUCCCAACACUGCCCGGGAACAACACCAAUACCACAAUUCCUACACCGCCAGGGAACAACACGAACACGACCAUGCCCACCCUGCCCGGGAACAAUACAAAUACCACAACUUCUACACUACCGGGGAACAACACGAACACUACCAUGCCCAACCUGCCGGUGAACAACACCAUGCCGACAUUGCCGGGGAACAACACGAACACGACCAUGCCCACUCUGCCCGGGAACAAUACAAAUACCACAACUCCUACACUACCGGGGAACAACACGAACACUACCAUGCCCAACCUGCCGGUGAACAACACCAUGCCGACACUCCCAGGGAACAACACGAACACUACCAUUCCCAACCUGCCAGGGAACAACACGAACACCACAAUGCCAAACCUGCCUGUGAAUAACACCAUGCCCACACUUCCAGGCAACAACACAAACACCACCAUGCCAAACAACACCAUGCCCACCCUGCCCGGGAACAACACAAACACCACUAUGCCAAACCUGCCAGUGAACAACACCAUGCCGACACUUCCAGGCAACAACACCAACACCACCCUCCCCACAAACAUCACCCUCCCCCUCCCCCCCGCCCUCAACACAACCAGUAACACCACCACCAACCUCACCACAAACACCACCUCCAACUUCACCACAAACUCCACAACCAACCGCACAAACAGCACCAACUCCACCGUCGGCUCCGGCACUGGUGGAACUAUCCGCACAUCCACAAACCUCCUAAAGCGCGCGUGGUACGCUUACCAGGAUUGGGUAACGGACCGUACACCUUCCAAUGGUGGUGAGCCUGUUGCGCUUCCGAGCUCGAGGACGGAUGUGCAGGAGAGACAGAGGAUGGGAGGUGCUGUGAUUCGACACCACAGGCAGCCGAGGGUUAUGGCUGUUACGGUGACGAGUGCGGAGGGGGUUACGGUGCAUUUGGAGAUUCCGACGGAGGGUGGGCAAGGGGAGGAGGAGAUGUAG
Messenger RNA from Fulvia fulva, 1485 nucleotides. Its product is annotated as Endo-1,4-beta-xylanase B. Bases 1 to 1485 code for a protein of 494 amino acids. NCBI's taxonomy places the organism in Eukaryota, Fungi, Ascomycota, Dothideomycetes, Mycosphaerellales, Mycosphaerellaceae. The transcript is spliced from 2 exons. The record is from RefSeq and is a predicted model, not a curated record.